Mycetomoellerius zeteki is the source of this 1488-nucleotide messenger RNA. Its product is annotated as importin subunit alpha. Gene Ontology annotation, molecular function: nuclear import signal receptor activity; protein binding. The transcript is spliced from 6 exons. The coding region runs from base 1 to 1488 and encodes 495 amino acids. NCBI's taxonomy places the organism in Eukaryota, Metazoa, Arthropoda, Insecta, Hymenoptera, Formicidae. The record is from RefSeq and is a predicted model, not a curated record. Gene Ontology annotation, cellular component: cytoplasm. Gene Ontology annotation, biological process: protein import into nucleus.
AUGUCUUUUCAAGAGGAUGACAGCAAUAGACACAUAGCAAAAUUUAAAUUUGAUAUGAUUGCAUUUGAUAAGGCAUACGAAAAGAAACGAAUAGAAAAUGAUGCAGUGCAGUUAUGUAAAGCCAUAAAAAAUAAUCGAUUAUUUAAACGUAAUUUUGAUCUGAAGCAAGAACUAAUAGAUUUAAUGUACCAAGCUGCUCUUUCACCCAAGUCUGAUCUUUCUAUAGAUAAAAUUGUGAACUAUAUAAAUUCGUCAGAUGAAACAUUACAAUUACUGGGAAUCCAAGCUUACGCAAAAUUAAAACAAGAAAAAAAUCCUUCUAUAAAUGAUACGAUAGAAGAUAUAUUACCACGCUGCAUUAAGCUUUUAGACAAUGACAAUACUUCCUUGCAAUUCCAAAUAGCAUCUCUAUUAGCUAUCAUAACUUCGGAUACAGUCAAACAAAUGCAGUUUGUUAUAAUGUGUGAAACAGUAUCAAAAUUAUUAAAACUACUUAAGUCAUCGUCUAUUGUUGCGGAACAAGCAGUGCGUGCCUUAGGAAAUAUAAUUGAAGAUAAACCGUGUGCACGUGACUUUGCUCUUAAACAUAAUGUUCUACCUCUUUUGGCAGAUUUAAUUAAAUCUGAUACUUCAGUGACAUUCAUGGACAACAUCUCAUGGCUUUUAUCUAAUUUAUGUCAAAAGAGUACACCUCUAAGUAUUGGAUUGAUUAGACCUGUUCUAUCAGUAUUUGAUUGCAUGCUUAAUAAUAAAAAUCAAUACAUAAUUUCCGACAUCUGCCGGACACUCUCUUAUCUUACCAAUGGAUCCAACGAUAAUGUACAAGCAAUAAUAGAAACUGCAGGCAUUCUACCGAAACUUUUAGAGUGUCUGACGUUGAGGAAAGAAAUUAUCGUUAUUCCAGCAUUGCGUACAGUAGGAAAUAUAGUGACAAUUGGUGAUGAUGCACAAAAGAAUGCUGUAAUAUUCGCGGGAGGAUUGUUACAUCUUGGUAACGUGUUACGAUAUUAUUUAUGUGCCGAUGAGAAAGAUAUUGUAGAGGAAGCUUUUUGGGUAAUUUUUAAAAUAGUUGGUAAUACAGACCAAAUUCAAAGUGUAAUAAGUGCUGAUCUGUUACCACUACUGAUAGGAGGACUUCAGUUUGGAAAUGCACAAGUAAUAGCCACAUGGACUGUAAUUGCCUUAAUAACUGGAGGAACAAUUCAACAUUUGAUCCAAUUAGUGCAAGCUGGCGUAUUACAAGCUUUUUAUAAUUUACUUGAAUCAAAGGAUUAUCUAAAUAUUAUUAACGGCUUAAUUGGUAUGGCUGAAAUCUUGGGUGUUGCAGAGAAAAUAGGACAAGCAGAAAAACUUGCCAUUAUGAUACAAAAAUUUGGAGGAUUAGAUAAAAUACAAGAUCUUCAAUAUCAUCAGAAUGAACGAGUUUAUGAAGAAUCUUUGGCUAUAAUCAACGCGUACUUUCCUCAAACGGUUUGUACAUUUAUUUAA